Messenger RNA from Meloidogyne enterolobii, 660 nucleotides. The record is from the annotation of a GenBank genome assembly. NCBI's taxonomy places the organism in Eukaryota, Metazoa, Nematoda, Chromadorea, Rhabditida, Meloidogynidae.
GAAAGCUCGAGAGAUGUUAUUGAGGAGGAGGAAGGCUCUUUGUUAACUUUGAGAAGAGAGGAUGAAGAAAGGGAGGAAAAAGAAGAAGAGGAGGAGCAUAAUAAAGUGAUUGAGAUAUUUGGAAGGCUUCUUCCUUCAUUUAUUCAAUCUUCCAAAGAAGCUUUAACAGUAAAGAUGACAGAAUAUCACAAACCUGAAGAAGAAGCUAUUUCUUAUGAAACAACUAAACAACAUCCAGAAAUGAAGUCAAAACCUUUACAAGUUGAGAAGAAAGAUAUUGGGUAUUAUGAAGAACUUCCCCCUCUAUCAAUUGUUCUUGAAACGAACUUUGAAAAACCCUCAUUUGAAACACGCAAAUCAACAGAAUUGGAUCAAUCUAAAAUUGAUCAAUUUGUUAAUAUUUACUCUUCUGCACGUUCUGAUGAAAUUUCAACAACUACGAAAAUAACAGAACAAACAAAGAUUAAAAAACUAUCUCCCCUCCAAGAGACAAAAAUACAAACAGAACCGGAAGGUGUUAGUUUUAGUAUUGUGAAGAAAAAUAUAGAGGAGGAAGAACUAAAAGAAGAUGAAAAGGAUUUAAAACCAAAAUUAAAGGAAGGGGAGGAAGAAAAGGAAGAGAAAUCUUGGGAACAUUCAGGCCUUUGUUUAGGAAAUUGA